AUGGCCGCCGAGCACGUGCCGUGGUUCCCUGCCAUCAUGUGCUUUCUGCAGUACUCGAUCCUCAUAACCUUCGGUCAUUUGCGUGACAUUGCGGCUAGCGUCUCGGGCAUCUCUCGCUACCGUUCGGAAGAGGAUCGUUCCGGACUGGCGAAGCUUCUUAUCGCCUGGGAAAGUUUCUACACUCGUCGUUUGUACCACCGCGUGCAGGACGUCUUCAAUCGCCCGGUGACUGGCGCUCCUGGCGCUCAUAUCGACCUCAUCAAGCGCACGUCCACUGACGGGAAUAAGACCUUCGUGCACUUGGACGAGCCGCCGCAGCGCUGUCUCAACCUUGGAUCCUACAACUACUUGGGCUUUGCCGAUGACUGGAUGAACACGUGCAGCCACGAAGUGUUUGAGUCUGUGAACCAGUUCUCUCUGGCCUCUACUGUGCCUCCCAUGGAGUUCGGUACCACGUCGGUGCACGUUGCAUUGGAGAAGGCUGUGGCCAAAUUCAUUGGCAAGGAAGCGGCUAUUGUGUACAACAUGGGCUACGCAACGAAUGCGACGAGCAUCCCGGCACUUAUGGGCAAGGGCACGCUCAUUCUAAGCGACGCACUGAACCACACUUCCAUUGUGAACGGUGCCCGUGCCUCCGGAGCGACUGUGGGUGUCUUUAGACACAACGAUCCAGAGCACUUGGAAGAGGUUUUGCGCAUUAAGAUCGCGGAAGGACAGCCUCGUACGCACCGGGCGUGGAAGAAGAUUAUGGUGAUGAUUGAAGGUAUCUACUCAAUGGAGGGAGAGAUCGUACGUCUUCGAGAGAUGGUGGACGUAACUAAGAAGUACAAAGCGUACAUUUACGUUGAUGAAGCGCAUAGUAUCGGGGCUCUCGGUAAGACUGGCCGAGGUAUCUGUGAGUAUGCUGGAGUAGAUCCGAGCGAGAUCGACAUUCUGAUGGGCACAUUUACUAAGAGUUUCGGUGGCAUGGGCGGAUACAUCGCAGCAUCGGAGGAGAUCAUUAGUUUUAUUCGAAACUCGAGCGCUGGUGCGAUCUACGCGACGAGUUUGUCUCCAGUCAUUGCGCAGCAGAUUCUGACGGCACUUAACAUCGUCGCGGGUCUGGAUGGCACAGACAUUGGUCGUAAUAAACUGGAUUCGCUUCGUGAGAACAGCAACUACUUCCGUCAAAAGCUGAUCGACAUGGGUGUGAUCACUCUUGGUGACUUCGACUCGCCUGUGAUCCCAGUGAUGCUGUAUCACAUGUCAAAAGUCGGUGAGUACUCCCGCGAAUGCCUCAAGCGCAAUCUCGCCGUGGUGACCGUGGGGUUCCCAGCCACGCCGUUGUUGCUGUCCCGCGUGCGCUUCUGUAUCUCUGCAGCUCACACAAAGGAGGAUAUGGACGAAGCCCUUAAGGCUAUUGCAGAAGUGAGUGAGAUAUGCCACGUUCGCUACAACAGCCACACCUGCGGCUAAACUUGCCGUACAAAACAAUAGUAAAAAACUUGGCAUUGCCAAAGUAACUUCCGAGUCAAAGAAUUCCUGGGGCAUUCCCUGUGGGCAAUGUUGUUGCCUCUUCCUCUGAUUCAGUUGAGUAUCUAUCGUUGUAAGUGGUUGCGGUGUUGCAGCCACUCUCCUAAUUGCUGGGCUCCACUCCCUCAUCUUCGUUGUGCUCCACCUUGGCGGGAUCAGUGUUCUCUACUUUCAUUACUGGUUCUUC
Phytophthora nicotianae INRA-310 is the source of this 1699-nucleotide messenger RNA. RefSeq lists its product as hypothetical. Gene Ontology annotation, molecular function: pyridoxal phosphate binding; serine C-palmitoyltransferase activity. Gene Ontology annotation, cellular component: serine palmitoyltransferase complex. NCBI's taxonomy places the organism in Eukaryota, Oomycota, Peronosporomycetes, Peronosporales, Peronosporaceae. The transcript has a single exon. Gene Ontology annotation, biological process: ceramide biosynthetic process; sphingosine biosynthetic process. Bases 1 to 1455 code for a protein of 484 amino acids. The record is from RefSeq and is a predicted model, not a curated record.